This is a messenger RNA of Iphiclides podalirius (scarce swallowtail), 456 nucleotides long. The record is from the annotation of a GenBank genome assembly. NCBI's taxonomy places the organism in Eukaryota, Metazoa, Arthropoda, Insecta, Lepidoptera, Papilionidae.
AUGAGGAAGAAAGGAAACCGGAACAUUAUGUCGGUGGGCCUGCAGCGGCGCGUGCCCGCGCUCGAUGACGCCGGCGUCGGCGUGGGCGUGGGCGUGGGCGCCGGCUGGAAGGGCGGCGGCGACGCGCCGUUCGGGGGCUUCGCGGCGCCGGCCGGCUCCCCGGCGGGGCCCGCGUUCGCCGCGUCGCCGGCGCCCUCCACGCCGGGCCCCGGCCCCGCGUUCGCGGGGCCCCCGUACGCGGGCCCCUUCGGCAGCCCCUCCGCGCGGCCCGGCUCGGGCGGCGGCUUCGCGGGGCCCCAGCAGGGCCACUUCCCGGGCCCCGGCGGGUUCGCGCCGCCCGGCUCGCCGUUCCACCCGCACGCGCCGCACCCCCCGAUGCCGCCGCACCCGCACAUGAUGGCGCCGCUGCCGCCGCCCGUCGACAGGUGCGUGCUGGUGUUCCGUUUGCUCCGAUCU